AUGGCCUGGCUGCUGGAUGAGGGAUGUAGGGAGGUGGUGGAGGAGGCGUGGGGACAUGGGGUGGAAGAUUUACAGGCCAGGGUGGAGAGAUGUGGUAUAAAGCUUCAGAAGUGGGGCGGUGACCGUUUCCAUAAGUUUGGGAAACGGAUUGCUAUUCUCAAGAAGCAGCAGUUGAAUUGCCGUGGUCGUGUGAGCCCCGAGGCGUUGGCGGACUUCCGUCGUCUGGAGUCUGAAUUAGUACGGUUGGAGAAGCAGGAGGAUGUAUUCUGGAGGCAAAGGGCGAAGCAGCAUUGGCUUCGUGGGGCGGAUGCAAAUACUCGCUUCUAUCACAAGUAUGCUUCUGCCCGAAAAUGA
Molecule: messenger RNA, 354 nt
Organism: Ipomoea nil (Japanese morning glory)
Lineage: Eukaryota; Viridiplantae; Streptophyta; Magnoliopsida; Solanales; Convolvulaceae
Exons: 1
Coding region: 1-354 (117 amino acids)
Source: RefSeq, a predicted model, not a curated record